Molecule: messenger RNA, 819 nt
Organism: Pistacia vera
Lineage: Eukaryota; Viridiplantae; Streptophyta; Magnoliopsida; Sapindales; Anacardiaceae
Product: BTB/POZ and MATH domain-containing protein 2-like
Exons: 3
Coding region: 16-819 (267 amino acids)
Biological process (GO): protein ubiquitination
Molecular function (GO): protein binding
Source: RefSeq, a predicted model, not a curated record
UCGCUCUCUAAAGGCAUGGGCAUCGGAAAGUACAUAGCUUCCGAUACCUUCUUUGUCGGUGGUUAUGCUUGGGCUGUUUAUUUCUACCCUGACGGCAAGAGCGUUGAAGAUAACGCCGCUUAUGUUUCGCUGUUUAUCGCCCUCGCAAGCGAAGGGACGGACGUUAGAGCGCUGUUUGAGCUCACGCUUUUGGAUCAGAGCGGGAAGGCACGGCACAAGGUUCAUACCCAUUUUGGGAGGACCCUCGAGAGUGGACCCUACGCGCUUAAAUAUCGGGGGAGCAUGUGGGGCUAUAAGCGCUUUUUUAAAAGGACUCUUCUUGAGACAUCAGACUACCUUAAAGAUGACUGCCUCUCAAUUCGCUGCUGUGUUGGUGUAGUUAAGUCAUAUACAGAGGGACCUAAGACUUACACUAUUGCCGUGCCACCUUGUGAUAUCGGUAAGCAUUUUGGGAAGCUUUUAGAAAGCGGUAGGUGUACUGAUGUGAAUUUUGAUGUUGAUGGGGAAAAGUUUUCGGCACACAAAUUGGUUCUUGCUGCACGCUCACCUGUGUUCAGAGCUCAACUUUUUGGUCCACUGAAGGAUCAAAACACUCAAUGCAUUAAUGUUGAAGACAUGGAAGCCCCAGUAUUUAAGGCAUUACUCCAUUUAUCUACUGGGAUACCUACCAGACAUGAGAAGGCUUGUGGAUCUAAAUCCAAAAGGGCUUCUACACUAAUGGCUCAGCAUCUGCUUGCAGCAGCAGAUCGAUAUGCUCUUGAGAGGCUCAAGUUGUUGUGUGAGGCUAAACUUUGUGAGGAUGUCUACAUACACAGUUGA